This is a messenger RNA of Homalodisca vitripennis (glassy-winged sharpshooter), 8474 nucleotides long. RefSeq names its product protein still life, isoforms C/SIF type 2 (gene sif). Gene Ontology annotation, biological process: positive regulation of axonogenesis; small GTPase-mediated signal transduction; activation of GTPase activity. The record is from RefSeq and is a predicted model, not a curated record. The coding region runs from base 544 to 6894 and encodes 2116 amino acids. Lineage: Eukaryota; Metazoa; Arthropoda; Insecta; Hemiptera; Cicadellidae. Gene Ontology annotation, cellular component: membrane; synapse. The transcript has 40 exons. Gene Ontology annotation, molecular function: protein binding; guanyl-nucleotide exchange factor activity.
CACUCGCACCCUUCACACAAGACAUUUCUACAUUGUCGUUUAUAUGUUUUGCGGUUUUAAUUGUUUUCCGAAUAUUUAUUAGCGGACGGACAGUUUCUCGCCGGUGUUUUCGCGUACCUCGGAGGGCGGGGCUCUUUUCUACCCGGCCGAAGGCUAAACAUUUAGUUAAAAGUGAAAUUGUGUUUAAAGUGAAGUUUUGUGGAGCUAACAAGGCUUGACCCCUUAGGACUUCAAUUUGGCAGUGGAGAGAAUCAGCUGAUGUCUCCCGCUGGUGGUGCCGCCUAGCGGACCUGUCGCGCACUACCUAGUGUGAAGUCUACAAUCACGGUGUGAGGUUGAACCGCUCCCCGUCGCGCUGUCGUACCCCUUGUCAUUUGAAUCUGUCACUUCAGUUUUUACAUAAUGGGUGCCAAAGCGAGUGUUUUACAGCAAGGAUUGCCCGAGCGCCAGAAUUCGGCGAGGGAACAACAGAGUUGCGGCGACGUCCACGGAGCCGGGGCUAGGGCCAUGAGCUGGUGACCACAGUCUACCCCCGCUCCCGCCAUGGGCAACAAGUUGAGCUGCUCCUGCGCGCCGCUCAUCAGGAAGGCCUACCGAUACGAGGAUUCGCCCUGGCAGACGUCGCGGAGGCGGGACGGUCACUUGCUCAGGUUAUGGGCGGAGGUUUUCCACGUGAGUGCGAGCGGCGCAGGCACAGUCAAGUGGCAGCAGGUGUCUGAGGACCUGGUGCCUGUCAACAUUACCUGCAUCCAGGACUCUCCUGAAUGUGUCUUCCACAUCACCGCCUACAACAGCCAGGUUGACAAGAUCCUUGAUGUCCGGCUCGUUCAGCCUGGAACAAGGAUAGGACAAGCAUCGGAAUGUUUUGUCUACUGGAAGGAUCCAAUGACCAACGACACUUGGGGCCUAAACUUCACUUCUCCCAUUGACGCUAAACAGUUUCGGGAAUGCUGCUCGUGGUGGAGUGGCUAUCUACCUGAGCUCAACAAGGGGGAAGCUCUCAUCAAUCGGAGGAAAUCACAGCCUCCCCCCUUGUUGCAAGUUUUGUCACCUUCUUUUAAAUUCUCGCGCAAAGCGUCUUCCUCCUACUCGCUCAAAUUGGAACCGCCGAACAAACAGAAUAAAGUGAAGACCAAACGCAAGCCGUUAAGUACACCUGCGUCUCCCAGUCGCUCGAGGGAGCCGCAGUGCACAUGUAUGACGGCUGACCAGUACGCAAGGCUACGAGCCCAGGAUCCUAGGUAUAGAGGGUCAUCAACGUUACCGAGAGCUCAGUCACGAGUGAGUGACGUUGCGGAUGGGCGAGUGUCGACACUGGGAGACAAGGUGACAGCAGCUACAAGUAGUACUUCGCUGUACGACAAUGUCAGCGGGAGGGAGGCCAACAAGCCAGCAGCCGCAGGCAACCGUCAGACUAGGGAUCGGGAGACCAGCACUCCUGGUGGCAAGCUCAAUAAUUCUAAUCACGCCACCACGCAGGUCCCCGCUCAAUCUCAGACUGAGGAGGGUCAAGAGACAAGUAAAAGUGAAGGAACACAGGCAGGUGGGACUGUGAGUAGCACCAAGAUGACGACUGGCACUUGCACACCGAGACUGACCAAAGAUGCUCAACCUAGCCAACAGCACAAGGCCACCGGAGGCCCCGACUACGCAGAGGGUACUGACAUGGUGCGAGAGGCAGAGCUGCGAGCGGCUAACAACAACAACAACAUUAACAACAUCAACAACAAUAAUCGUGGCCGAACAACAAACAAUAAUAAUAAUAAAAUGGGCAAGGAUGAUGUUCGUUCAGGAGGUGGAGGUAUGAGUGUGGAUUCGAACACGUUGAAGCGAAUGUUGAAGCCGAUGCCAUCACUGGAAAGCCCUGUUACCAGUCCUGAGAUGACAAGGCGCAGGUACAACUACUACAACCACCACGGCAACCUGCACUACAACCACCAUGGCAACAACACUUCCAACAACAACGCUCGCCACGUGUUGUCUGAGUCCGAGACAAUGUCACGUCAUAAGGGCAAUCGCUUCUCGGGCUCAAGGUCCUCGCAUGAGAUAGGUAGAGGACAGCGGGACUAUCAGGGGCGGGGGUUGUUCCUGGAACUAGAGAGGAACGGAGGGGGUGCGGGGACCGGGGGUGACAUCUCCCCUCCGUCUGACAACGUACUGUUUGACAAUCAAUGCUAUGCAACAACCCCUAGCUCAAGUAACGGAAACUCCGACCUGGACCAGCCGUCCCACAGACAAGGUAGAGGUUAUCAGCGAGAUCAGCAAAUGGGUGCUGUGAGCACGCCAAGCUCCCCCACCAGCCGGCUCCUGCUGGAGUAUGAGAUGCAUCUACGCAACACGUUGGCCAAGGGGAUGGACGCAGAGAGCUACAGCCUCCAUACCUUCGAGGCCUUACUCACUCAGAGCAUGGAGAACUUAGUUGUGGCUGGGGGAGGGACUGCGUACAUAGUACUUCUCAAGGACUUGAUCUCAUGGCUUAAAGGACGCACCAAUGUUCUCCCUGGCAUUGAAGUCCCCUCCCCAGCUACCACCUCCAAACAUAAACCGGAAUUUGCUGAACAACUACCUGGCGUGAACACUAGAAGUCCCUACCCAUCAAGGCGUCGUGUUUGCACAGGACCGGGCAGCAGUGCAAGUAUGAACAAGUCAUCGACACUGCCCUUACCUCACAGGCUGAACAUGGAGCGGCCAGCUAGCAGUGCGGAGAGGAGGGACAGAGACAGAGAUAGAGAAGGCUAUUAUAGUGACCGCAACGAACUCAUGAGAGAAAGAGACAGAGACAGGGGUUAUCUUAGUGAUCACAACUCUUCCAGCAGAGACAGAAGCAGAGACGGGUACUACAGUGACAGAAACGAACUCAUGAGGGAAAGAGACCGUGAAAGAGGCUAUCUCAGUGAUCACAAUUCUUCCAGUCGAUGUGCCUCAUGCUUGGGUGAGUCCGCGCGUGCUCAAUGGUUUCGGCACUCAGAUGGCUGGCGCUCGGGCAGCUCCACACUCGGCUCAGGCUCAGUGAGCAACUACCAGGGCAGUACAGGCGGCAGCAAACGCUCCCCUUGGGACUCCUUGCCCUCCUUGCGGCACGAGAACAGUCUGAAUGACAGCGGUUAUAAGUCGAACCGUGCCGACUCUUUCGAACAAAGAGGCACAUUUGAUCGCCAGGAUAGUUUGCGUUCCGAUUACAUGAGCGAUCGAGAAUCACGUUACGGUAUCGUGCAGCAAGCCUCCAUAGAGAGCACGGACUCGCGGCUUUGUUAUCUCACAUCAUCUGAGAUGUCGGAUGAUGACCGGAUGUCACUGACGACUGCUGUCAGUGACGAAGAGGACGCCGAGAGUGUACACAACUCGCCGUACCGCGCCAAACAGACCGGCACGGCCGCUGCCUCCUUCAACUGUACUGGGGCAGUCAGGAAAGCUGGAUUCCUCAGUGUCAAGAAGUGGCUAUUGCGCAAGAAACACCAAAUUGAGUUGGCACGCAAGCGCGGCUGGAAGGGCUACUGGGUGUGUCUGAAGGGCACGACUCUGCUAUUCUAUCCAUGUGAUUCUCGCGAAGGAAGAUCUGUUGAAGCAGCUCCCAAGCACCUCAUCAUUGUAGAUGGCGCUAUUAUGCAGCCUAUCCCUGAACACCCAAAGAGGGAUUACAUAUUUUGCCUAAGUACAGCCUUUGGGGACGCCUAUCUCUUUCAGGCACCGUGUCAGGUAGAACUUGAGAACUGGGUAAAUAGUAUCCAUUCGGCCUGUGCAGCUGCAUUCGCUAGACAUCGGGGCAAGACAGGGACUCUACAUCUGCUGCAGGAAGAAAUUUACAGGCUUGAAAAGGCAAUUGAGUCUGAUCACAAGCUGAAGCAUAUGGCAGAUCUGCAGCAGAGUGUAGUGUCUGAUCCUGACACCAAGCAGCAGAUAAACACCCAGAUUGUUCAGUGGGAGGAGAAUUUAGAACGGUUACAUUGCGAACAGUUCCGGUUACGGUGCUACAUGGCUAGCCUUCAAAACGGGGAACUUCCUAAUCCCAAGAGCUUACUGACGCACGUUUCACGCGCCACAAAAGGAACGUUAAACAAGCUGGGCGUGUUUACCGUUUCUUCGUUCCAUGCUUUCAUAUGUGCCCGUUCACCCUCAUUGCUCAAUAACCUGCUGGCCGGUCGAGGAGCCACCAAGCGCCGGCCUCCUAUGCUCUCUCGCUCCAACAGCGGUUCCAGCCGGCGCUCGCUACAGAUGAGCUCGAGAGACGAAUCGGAGAAAACUGUCAAAGUCUCAGUGCCAGAGAACCAAUUUGUUCAUGUGUUCCUGAGAGAAGCGAUGUCAGUGGAGGAGUUUCUGGCGAGCGCGUGCAGUCGGAAAAACCUCAAUCCCAUGGAACAUUUUGUGAGAGUGAAGAAAAGAAGGGAUAUGGAAGACCAUAAUUACUUUGUACCUCAUCGAACGGACUUAAUCGAGACUUAUCUGCACACACAUGAGAUCGUGGAGGUGUGUGCCAAGAUCCUGUACCAGGUGGAGUUGCAGCGAACGACACUGGAACACAUGUGGGGGUUCUCGGUAGAAGCAGAGCUGAUAGAAAAUGCUGACCGACAAGACGAACUGUGUUGCUAUGUCAGCCGAGUUGAGGACAAAAGUGUUGCCAUGCACAAUGGGAUCAUCAAGAGUGAUGAGAUCAUGGUGAUCAACGGAGCAAUCGUGAGCGACCUAGACAUGAUGUACCUGGAGUCGGUGCUACAGGAGGAGUUGUCACUCUGUAUGAUGAUGCGCUCGUCUCGCACCGAGCCCCCAGACCUGGCACCCGGCAUCAUGCGCUCCACUGAUAUGGAGAUCGAGAGCCUGGUCUGCCCCCCACCCCCAUCUGAUCCUCCAGUCAUCAGUGAGGAAAUGAUCUCAGGUCUCAUUGUUCCUGCUCCAGGCUGGAGUAAGGAGCUUUAUUCCCCUGAAGCGGAAAAUCCUCCUGCACCUCCCAGUGAAAGUGGCAAACAGACAUCUCGUGCCAACUCAUUUGAAAUUGAAAAUCUUUUGAAGACGGCAGAGCAAGUGACUGGAUUCUGUCGCUCGCCAGGGGAGACACGGAAGUCCAGUCCGACGGGAAGUGUAGUCAGCACCACCUCACAGGCCCUUCUUACUCCCAGUCGUCAGCUUACUGAUGCUGAGAAGUUGCGGAAGGUUAUCCUUGAACUCAUCGACACGGAACGCACCUAUGUCAAGCAUCUGAACAGCCUGUUGGAGAACUACCUGGAGCCACUAAAGAAGGAGACGUUUCUGUCACAUGCAGAGAUCGCAGCUCUGUUCGGCAACAUCCAGGAAAUUGUGGCUUUCCAGCGGCAGUUUCUCCAGAACCUGGAUGAGGCCCUGGAAAUGGAACCAGACUUCCACAAGUUUGAGCAUCCUAGUCAAUUUAAAAAUGUCCUCUUUUCAAUCGGCAGUGCUUUCCUUUAUUAUGUUAAUCACUUCAAGUUGUAUAGUUCAUUUUGUGCAAGUCACUCCAAAGCUCAAAAAGUUCUUCAUCCUAAUGAAGGUAACCAGGCACUUCAAGAGUUCCUAUCAGCUCGUAACCCUCGGCAACAGCACUCCUCCACCCUCGAGUCGUACCUCAUCAAACCUAUCCAACGAAUCCUGAAGUACCCUCUCCUCCUGCAACAACUACGAAAUCUUACAGAUCCGCAGUCAGAUCAGCAUUUACACCUUGUUGAGGCCUUAAAAGGAAUGGAGAAGGUUGCAGAGCAUAUUAAUGAAAUGCAACGAAUUCAUGAAGAGUAUGGAGCUAUAUUUGAUCAUCUGUUCCGACAACACCAAAAGUCAUGUAAACAACCCAUAGACCUCAGCCCAGGCGACCUGCUGUACUAUGGUGGUGUAGAGUGGCUCAACAUCUCCGACUUCUUGGGAAAAAUCAAGAAAGGCCUUGAACUUCAUGCCAUGUGUUUUGUGUUCAAAUCAGCUGUAGUUUUUCUAUGUAAAGAGCGGUUAAGACAGAAAAAGAAGUUAAUGAGUGUGGCUAGUAAAGGUAGCUCCAAUGAGGUAGAGAUCAUCCGCUACCAGGUGCUGAUCCCCGUGACGGAGGUGCAGGUGCGGGCCAGCUCGGCCAAGGAUAUGGAUUCACACUUCCUCUGGGAACUGAUACAUCUGCGGAGCCAGCUCCAGCGCCGAUCAGAGAAAGUUUAUGUCCUCUCCAACAGCACGGCAGAUUUCCGUAACGCCUUCUUGAAGACAAUACGACAAAUCAUCCGUGAGAGUGUGAGAAACAUGAGUAUUCCAGCUACGAAACCAGGAACAUCUCCUUCACAGCUGAUUAACAACACAGCAACACUCGGUCGCCAGACGGCCAGCAACAGUGGGUCCCACAAGGCCACCCCGGUCGAAACGCCGCAAACCAAAACCACUCCCGGAGGAGUCGUCAUCAUGCAAGGAUCCCACACCCUCGGCAAGCCGAAGAAACCACCGAAAGGGCCUCAGCGACAUUCCGCAGGAAACAUAGAUUACGACAAUCUGGAAUCUAGGGAACAAAUAGAACCACCUCAACCUAAUACCAACUUUAGAUCAAGAAGUAAAACAGUAUCCGAUGCUGUAGACGCAGAAAAAAACAAACACGACUGUGACCCAGGCACCAAGUCGGAGGGAGAAGACGAGAACAGCCAGUCGGGGACUAAGGGGAAGGCCACACUGGGGCGCACGCCCAACCACCUGACUCUGAGCACCACCUCCACUCUGUCCGCCGGCAGCACCGGCAGCCAGGCCCGACUGAUACAGUCCUCACAACACCCAGAGAACUACCAGCCCCCUACCGUCAAGGACCUGGGGUCACCAGUUUGGAAACCAAGAGACAUAGGUGAAGCGCUCACCCUCCCCCGCAAGAACAAAACCCCUUCCACAUCAUCCGAUUCUCGCACCCUCGGCCGUAAACCGGACAAACAGUGAAUGCAUUCAGAUAUUGAUAGAUGGGGGAGGACAACGUACAAAUUUGCUGGCUGUGUAGGUUGUAUGGGUUGGAUCUAGCUCAAACUGUAUUGUGUCAUAGUCUUUGUAAGAAUUGCACAAACUCGGGCUUGUAAACAAUUCGAACUCUCGGUCUUGAUAAAUUUAUAAUUUUAUUAUCUGGAUUAAAAGUUUUGUAAAUAAUUAACCAAUAUGCUACAUGUCGUUAUUAUAUUUAUUGUUAUCAUUGAAAUUAACGAAAAUUGUAUUCAAGUAGAAUUUAUUGACCAGUAUUUUAUCGAUUAUGAAGUGUUUUCCUGUAGUUGAAGCAAUACCAAAAUAUCUUAAACUGUUGUUUGAAUAAAUAGUUUUAUAUUAAUAAUUAAAUGUUUUAUUCGAGAUGAAACUAUUGUUUCCUUCUAUGUGGAUCCAAGGCCAAUCACUACGAUAUUGGAAUUGUCUUUUUCAAUUGAUCUUGUUAUUUGAUGCUAGUAGAUUUCUUUCAGUAAAAAAUAGAUUUUUCAUCUUGUGGCUAUGAAAUUGCCAUUCAGAAAUUCAUUUCAGUGCUUUUCACGUACAUUUGAAUUUAUGAUAUUCUAUUAUAAUGCAUUUUCUCUCUGCAGCUUCUUUUUGUUUUGCUUUUUAGCCAUAUUCUUUUUAUUACAAGUAAGAAUAUUUCUACUUGUUACAGAUGUUUAUAAAUAGAAUUUUAUAUUAAUAUCGUAAGCACAAAACUAAAACCUGACUUUGAAAACUCACAGAAACACUUCAACCGAAUGCUUGCCAGUUGUGAGAUAGCUCCAACCACGUCUUCUUUACUUGUUUAACGUAACCCGCUCAUCUUACACUAAAAUAAGACUUGUUUUUACAAUAUUUGUAACGUUCCAUAUAUUGUGUAUUACUUGUAAAUCAAAGAACUCUGUACUGCAUGACCAUAUUGGUUACGUAGUUUUAGGUUCACACUUCACUAUUCACACUGGACAGCUCAGUUUUCUAUUUAGAUAUAUUUGGCUGGAAAUUGUAUUAGUGUAAUCAUCAAUAUCCCAGUAAAUCUGUAUCUUUAAUUCAAAGUUGAGGGAUUAAGUCAGUUAUCUUUCUUUUGUUUGUAAAACAUAAUUUUACUCAACAAAGCAGGAACCAAAUAACAAAAAUAAAUAUUGAUUAUUAAUUUUGUACUUAAUAUGUUAAUACUCCUCCAAAUAGAGUUUUAUAUAUCAGUUAAAAUAUUAUUGAAGAAAAUUUUGUGUUUGGUUUAUACACUAAUAAAACCAAAACAGAAAUUAACUAAUUUAACUAUACAUAAAAUCAAAAUAAUCUUUUUGGGAGUUUAUUGAUUUAUUUUGCAAAUAUUCAUUAGUUCAUACAAUCGAUAUUUGUAAAUAAAAUUUAAUCUUUUAGUUUCUGUACAAUAAUCUGUUUGUUACAACCAAUACAGAACUAUUUCAAUUCAUAAAAAUUAAGAACAAGAUUUUUUACCACUUUAAAAGGACAGACAAAUUAUUCCAAACCAAUACUAAAAUUUCCUGUGAGAAUAGUGAAGUGGCAUAGUUAUAGAAAUUAUCAUUGUUAUAUUUCAGUUUGUA